AUGCUGCGGUACUUGCUGAAGACGCUGCUGCAGCUGAACCUGUUCGCCGACUCGCUGGGAGCCGAGGGCUCCAAUUCCUCUGACCCCAACGGUACGGGUCCCGCGCUCCGUCUCACCCCCGGGAACGGUUCCCACCCCCUGCUGGAGGACACAGCCCCCCGCAUUGUGCAGCACCCAACGGACCUCCUAGUGCUCAGGGGAGACCCAGCCACCCUGCACUGCCGGGCCGAGGGCCGCCCAGCACCUGCAGUGGAGUGGUACAAGGAUGGGGAGCGGGUGGGGACGGGGCGGGAGGACCCCCGCUCCCACCGCACCCUCCUGCCAGGGGGGUCCCUCUACUUGCCCCGUAUCCUCCCUGGCCGGCGUGGCAGGACUGAUGAGGGCGUCUACGUCUGUGUAGCCAGGAACUACCUGGGGGUGGCCACCAGCCGCAAUGCCUCGCUGGAGCUGGCUGUGCUGCGGGAAGAUUUUCAGCGACCCCCUGGGGAUGUGGAGGUGGCCUCGGGUGACCUGGCUGUCCUGGAGUGUGUCCCCCCUCGUGGCCACCCCAAGCCCAGCAUCACCUGGAAGAAGGAUGGUGCCUGGCUGGGUGAUGGGGAUGAGCGCCUGACGAUCCACGGUGGGAAGCUGAUGGUGGCCCCUGCACGCAAGAGUGACACCGGCCUCUAUGUCUGCGUGGCCACCAACGCGGCGGGGGAGCGGGACAGCGCUCCCGCCCGCCUGCUGGUCCUGGAGCGCCCUGCUUUUGACCGGCGACCCCAGGACCAGGCAGUGCUGGCAGGGGGGACAGCUGAGUUCACCUGCCAGGCUGGGGGGGACCCCCAGCCCACCAUGCAGUGGUACAAGGAGGAGGGCACCAUACCGGCAGGGAGGUGGGAUGUGCUCCCUGACAACACCCUGCAGCUGUGGGCUCUGCAUCCAGAGGACGAGGGCACCUACACCUGUGUGGCUGACAAUGGGGUGGGCCGUGCCCAGGCCUCAGCCACCCUCACUGUCCAUGUGCCCCCCCAGCUGGUCACCGGCCCCCGCGACCAGAGUAUCACCCCUGGGCAGAGUGUCACCUUCUCCUGCCACACCAGGGGCAACCCCCCACCCGCCAUCUUCUGGCAGAAGGAAGGCACCCAGACCCUGCUGUUCCCAGGCCAGCCCCCCUCACCCAGCGCCCGCCAUUGGGUGUCCCCUGCUGGGUCCCUCACCAUUGUCAACGUCACCCGUGCGGACGCUGGCUCCUACCUGUGCCAGGCCCUCAGCGUGGCUGGCAGCCUGCUGGCCCGGGCCAGCCUGCAGGUGGCCCAGGAAAUUCCUGCUUCUUCCCCCCGCCCGCCGGUGAUCCGUCGGGGGCCCGGCAACCGGAGGGUUCUGCCAUGCCGGGGGGUGCAUGGUGGGGACCCUCCCACCAGCGGGGGGGCGCAGAAGGAUGGGAAUGCCCUGGGUGGGGCCCAGCCCCACGUCAGCCUGCUGGAGAACGGCACCCUGCAGAUCAGUGGGUUGAAGUUGGUGGAGUUGGGGCACUACGACUGCGUGGCCACCAGCCCGGUGAGCAAGAUGAGCUGGGGUGGCUCCCUGGAGGUACAAGGUAACGGAUCAGACAUCUCCCCACUGUCUCCUGAACCUGGUGCUCUCCCUGGGCCACCCUCCACCCCUGUGGUCACCAACAUCACUGAAAGCAGCGUCACCCUCAGCUGGAAAGGAAACGAGGACAGCAGUGCCACCAAUGUCACCUCCUACAUUGUGGAGGCUUUCAGCCAGGCAGCGGGUGGCCCAUGGCAGACAGUGGCAGCUGACGUGGAAGGUGAGAGCCACACGGUGAGCGGCCUCAUUCCUGACACCAUCUACCUCUUCUUGGUGCGGGCAGCCAACGCCCACGGGCUCAGCGACCCCAGCGGCCUCUCAGAGCCUGUGCGCACCCAAGCAGCCACCAGCCCUGUGCAGGCAGGGCUGGACCUGGAGAGGGUACAACAGGAGCUGGCGCAGGUGACUGUGCACCUGCUGGAGCCUGUGGUGCUGCUGCCAGGCACCGUCCGCCUCUCUUGGACUGUGGAGCACCAAGCACCUUCCCUUGAGGGCUACAGGGUGCUGCUGCGGCGGGGUGGUGGGCGCUGGGAGGAGGCACGGGUGGCACGGGGAGACCGGGGGGUCCUGCUCACCCACCUGCGCCGUGGCCAGGACUACCAGGUCAAGGUCCAACCCUACUUCCACCACCUCCAUGGCCCUGAUAGCGCCGUGCGCACCCUUAGCAUCCCGGAGGCAGCCCCCAGUGCCCCGCCACAAGCCAUCAGAGUGGCUGGGAAUGGCACCAGCAUCCGCAUUUCGUGGCAGCCGCCACCGCCAGCUGAGCAGAAUGGCAUCAUCCGUGACUACCGGAUCUGGUGCUUGGGCAAUGAGAGCCGCUUCCACAUCAACCAGAGUGUGGAGGGGACAGUACUGGCGACAGUGCUGCAGGGACUCGUCCCCGGUGUCCCUUACCAUGCCCAAGUCGCCGCUGCCACCAGCGCUGGUGUGGGCACCCGCAGUGCCCCCGUCCCCAUCCUUGUCGCCCCCCCGGUGGAGCAGGAUGUGGGGCUGGCAGGUGGCAGCAGCGUAGCUCAGAGCUUGGCUGAGGUGGCACGUCGCCCGGCCUUCAUUGCUGGCGUUGGCAGCGCAGGCUGGCUCAUCCUGGCAGCCUUGGCCAUGUGGCUCUACGGCCGCCGGCGCAGGAAGAAGGAGCUGAGCCACUUCACUGCAUCCUUUGCCUACACGCCUGCUGGUGAGCCUAGAGGCUCCGCUGGGACUCACCGCUGCCCCUCGCCCCCAUCCCUUUCUGCAGUCACCUUCCCAAUGCCCCCAAUACCAGCCCAUGACACCCCUGCUGGUGGUUACCCAUGGCUGGCAGAUGCCUGGCACAGUGGUGUGACCAGUAGCUUGGGGACCACCGACAGAUACUACAAUGAUGCUGGCAUCACCCGUUACAUUGCCCAGAUGGAGCCAUUUGGGGUCGGGGCUGGUGAGGGGCUGGUUUACGGCACACUUGAGGUGGGGGAUGAGGAGCUCGGCACCCUCCCCCGCCACUUCUUGCAGCAUGGGACCCCCUACCCUGGGGGGGGUCCCCAACCCAUGGAUGCCGCAGCCCCCCACGGACGGGUCGAGCAUGGAGCCAAGGGGACGAAGCUGGGGCAGACAGUAAAGCCACCAGUGGUAACUUGGACAGAGGUGAAGCCACCAGUGGUGAGUUGGACAGAGCUGCUGCCCCCACCACCUUCGGACAGCGAGCUGAGCCACUGUGCCCAGGAGGAGGAUGAAGAGGAAGAGGCAGCUGGAGGGUUGGGGACAGAGGAGUGGUGCGCCAGUGAGGACAUCCCCUGUGCCACCGCUACACCCUCGCCUGCCGCCUCCUCCCGAUCCAUGGCCAUGCUGACACCAUCGCCCCGCACCACUGAGGACACCCCCUGCCUCCAUGACUUCCAGAGCCCCCGCCUGCUCUGGAGCGCCCCCCCCAGUGCUGGCACCUCCUGUCCGGACACUGUUGAGGCCCCUACACCCCGAGCCCGCUGCCCACUGGGCACAGGGACAACCCGUGGGGACACCCCAAAAAGUCGCCUGAAGCCCAAAUGCAGCCACUACCGUCAGGAAAAGCCACCAGGAGAGCUGCCACCGCCGCCAGUGCCACCACCAGGCCAGACCCCCAGCGCCUUGCCAGAGCCUAGCAGGGCCCACCACCAGGCCACCCCCAAUGAGCUCAUCCCCUAUGGCAAGGGAGCUCAAACCCCUAUGCCAGGCCGGCCCCAGGGUCAAGCAUCUGGUGGUGGCUCCACUGCUGGCAGCAUCUCAUCCAGAGGCUCCACCAGCUCCCGUGGCCAUGGAUCAGGGUGCAGCAGGACCACAGGGGACCGCAGCCACCGCCAUCGCCCGGGGCCACCUGCAACCUGCCCCACACAGGACAAGUGA
Molecule: messenger RNA, 3924 nt
Organism: Apus apus (common swift)
Lineage: Eukaryota; Metazoa; Chordata; Aves; Apodiformes; Apodidae
Gene: ROBO3
Product: roundabout guidance receptor 3
Exons: 27
Coding region: 1-3924 (1307 amino acids)
Biological process (GO): cell-cell adhesion; axon guidance
Cellular component (GO): axon; plasma membrane
Molecular function (GO): protein binding
Source: RefSeq, a predicted model, not a curated record